GGAGAAAGAAUGCUGACAGGAGUUCCACGGUUCUCCCGCCGCCUCAGCUCUUGCCAACGCUUCAGCCUCCAUCUCUACAUUUUGGGAGUUCGGCACCAUGCAGUGAUCCAGGACCAAGCGAAAGUCCUGGUGAAAUCUAACACCCGAGGGCACGUCCAAUUCCUCCCGUGGUGAGGAGCAGCGCUGGGUUGCCCGGCAACUAAUUGCUACAAAGGCGACAGAAGGGGCAUCCCAGAGGAGGCGCCGGGAUUGGCCCUUUAAACGUGACCUGCGGGCGAAGCAGAGCUAAAACUGACGUGGAGCCAGACAGUGAGCGGUGUCAGCCACGUGGUACAAGGAGGCGUUCAUUUUGGAACUGGGCGAGGGGUGUUUCCACUCUGCGCUGUUUAUCUCUAAUAUAAUGUUAGAAAAGUAUCCGAUCUUGUUUUUCUUUCUUUAAUUGCUUUUCCAAUACUCCCGUUUUGACUCCUCUCUCGAACAAAGAAAACGGCUUAAAAUAACUUGUUCUCCCUCCAGCGCCCACAUCAAAAAUGGCGGCCGCCGCCUUCCGUAGCAGAGUUGCGCCACUAUCAGGAUCCGGGCGGAAACAGCGGGUAGGCAGGUGCAGCCGGGCACAGCCUGGCUUGCUUUUUACAGCCUCCGGGAGGGGUCCCAAGGGCAGUUUAAGUCAGAGUUGUUGAGUUUUGCCCAGGCUGGUGCAGGAAGGCGCUGCCGGUGAGAAACGGUCACUCCUUGCUGCUGAGGCCUCCGGGCUGUUUGCCCAGCUGGCCGGUUAGCUGAGGAGGCGACGCAGAGGGGACCCUGGCGGGUCACCAUGUGGGCCUUCCCGGAGUUGCCGAUGCCGCUGCUGGUGAAUUUGAUCGGCUCGCUGCUGGGAUUUGUGGCUACACUCACACUCAUCCCGGCCUUCCGCGGCCACUUCAUCGCAGCGCGCCUCUGUGGCCAGGACCUCAACAAACCCAGCCGGCAGCCGAUCCCGGAGUCCCAGGGAGUGAUCAGCGGUGCUGUUUUCCUUAUCAUCCUCUUCUGCUUCAUCCCUUUCCCCUUCCUGAACUGCUUUGUGGAGGAGCAGUGUAAGGCGUUCCCCCACCAUGAAUUUGUGGCCCUGAUAGGUGCUCUCCUGGCCAUCUGCUGCAUGAUUUUCCUGGGCUUUGCUGACGAUGUACUGAAUCUGCGCUGGCGCCAUAAGCUGCUGCUGCCCACAGCUGCCUCACUACCUCUCCUCAUGGUCUAUUUCACCAACUUUGGCAACACCACCAUUGUGGUACCCAAGCCCUUGCGCCUGAUUCUCGGCCUACAUCUGGACUUGGGGAUCCUGUACUAUGUCUACAUGGGGCUGCUGGCAGUAUUCUGUACCAACGCCAUCAAUAUCCUAGCAGGAAUUAAUGGCCUAGAGGCCGGCCAGUCGCUGGUCAUUUCUGCUUCCAUCAUUGUCUUCAAUCUGGUGGAGCUGGAAGGUGAUUAUCGUGAUGAUCACGUCUUUUCUCUCUACUUCAUGAUACCCUUUUUCUUCACCACCUUGGGGUUGCUCUACCAUAACUGGUACCCGUCACAGGUGUUCGUGGGAGAUACCUUCUGUUACUUUGCCGGCAUGACCUUUGCUGUGGUGGGCAUCCUAGGACACUUCAGCAAGACCAUGCUGCUCUUCUUCAUGCCCCAGGUGUUCAACUUCCUCUACUCACUACCUCAGCUCCUGCAUAUCAUCCCCUGUCCUCGACACCGUAUACCCAGACUCAAUACCAAGACAGGCAAACUGGAGAUGAGCUAUUCCAAGUUCAAGACCAAGAGCCUCUCUUUCUUGGGCACCUUUAUUCUAAAGGUAGCAGAGAGCCUCCAGCUAGUGACAGUGCGCCAUGGUGAGGAUGAGGAUGGCGCCUUCACUGAGUGUAACAACAUGACCCUCAUCAACUUGCUGCUUAAAGUCCUUGGGCCCAUACAUGAGCGAAAUCUCACAUUGCUCCUGCUGCUGCUGCAGAUCCUGGGCAGUGCUGUCACCUUCUCCAUUCGGUACCAGCUUGUUCGACUUUUCUAUGAUGUCUGAGUCCCCUGCUCAUUGUUCUUCACCUCUGCCUCCAGAGUUUCUGAUUUGGGCCUACCUCUGUCUGGACCAAGACUGCUUCCUGGCCCAGGCCUUUCCCAGCCUUCAUUCUCCUCCAGAUUUUGUUCUCAGCAUUUCCGUCCCCCUGUGAUUUUUGACAUUGUGGGCCUUUCUUGCCCUCCAAUGCCUGAUUGGUUGGACUUUGCCUAUGGUUUUCUUCGACUUGCCAUUGUCUCCCUCUCCACCCCAUCUUUGGAGCCUCCUAAAUUGGGAUCCAGCAGCUUUAAUGCAGUUAUCCACAAUUCAGCUUUUAGAAUCCUGUUGCUCAAGGAAUAUGCCGGGCCUUGGGAUGGAAUCUGGGCUGGGGAUAGAGGCACAGGUUCGACAAUGACUUGACAUUGACCAUACAUGAAGUGUUCUGAUUAGUAAGGAGACUGGAGAGCCAGGUGCUCCCAAGAGUCACAAUAAAGUACUGUCUUUUUCUUGUUGUU
Molecule: messenger RNA, 2529 nt
Organism: Tupaia belangeri chinensis (Chinese tree shrew)
Lineage: Eukaryota; Metazoa; Chordata; Mammalia; Scandentia; Tupaiidae
Gene: DPAGT1
Product: dolichyl-phosphate N-acetylglucosaminephosphotransferase 1
Exons: 10
Coding region: 815-2041 (408 amino acids)
Biological process (GO): dolichol-linked oligosaccharide biosynthetic process
Cellular component (GO): membrane
Molecular function (GO): UDP-N-acetylglucosamine-dolichyl-phosphate N-acetylglucosaminephosphotransferase activity
Source: RefSeq, a predicted model, not a curated record